UCCAAAAGAAGUUCUCGCUCGUUCUCGCUUGCUCGCUCGCUACACGUGCAUUGCAGUUAUCGCGAUAACUUCUCGCCGGAUUUGUAUGGGAUGACGUUUGUUUGCGAAGUUCUCGUCGAGAAAUUCUCCAACAUUCGUCAUCGUCUGGACACGGUUUUAGCUUUAUUUUGUGCCUGUUCCGGGCUUUUCCAACUGUUUUUGGCGGUGGUAAACAUUUCAAAAAUUUACGGAAUCCCGGGGGCCACGAUCGCAUCCACCGACUCUGUGGCCUUUAUCGAAAUUAACGCGCGUGAUGCAAAAACUCCGCGCCUGCUGUGUGCCCUGCUGCAACCGGGAAAAGCAGGAGCUUGUUCAUAAAUUCCCGGCCGAUAACGAACGGGCCGAGCAAUGGGUAAAGAUACUGAAUGUGGCCGAUUUCGAGGGCCUACCGAUCGAUAACAUCCGGAAACGGUUCUUCGUCUGUACACGCCACUUCCGUGAUUCGGACUACAAAAACAAAGCUUCCCGCUGUAUAAACAUAACCGCAGUGCCGUCGUUAAAUCUGAAAGAGCUGACCGAUGCCGAGGGUCUCCAGCGGAUACCGCCGGUUGUGCGUCCGGAGAUUGUCCACCAGCUACCCCACCGCACCAGCUACCCCACCGCCGUGGCCGCCAGCACGAUUCGGACAUCCUUGGUAACCAGCCAGCUCGUAAAGAUCAAAAGCGUUACUACGGCCAACGCGCUAUCAAAGAAGGCUAUAAGAAGUGGGUUGGAUGAGGAAGACGAUACGAACGCCCAUCAUGAGCGGCUGGAUGAGUUCAUGGACGAUCCAUUUCCCACAAAAUCCCCAUUACCGGCAUCUGCUGCGGCACCAAGCACAACAGGAGUAUGGAGGAGUACGCGAAGGCAAUCGCCAACCGAUACACCGGCAGCGAAGAUGCCCAAGCUCAUCUCGCAGCCCCAGACGAAGCCAAAAGAACCGAUCGUGCUGCAACGCGUGAAGAUGGUGCCACCGAUGGCGGUUAGGAAGAGUGCGGCCAUCUCCAAGAUGACGCAAACCGAAAUGGAGGACGACCAGCAUCAGGCUGCUGAUAAGCAGAGCGACAAGAACGAAGGCGACCAAUCGGCCACCAUCAGCACGACCAAAGUGCUGGCGCUGCUCGAGUGUACCCCAGAGAAUUUGCAAAAGUUGCGGCGAAGGCUGGAGGAGCAGGGUGGCAUCCUCGACCUCAAUGAGCGAUUAUGGCAAACGUUGGAAGAUGAAACGGAAGAUGAUAAUGCCAUGGGUGCCGCAAAAGACACCGAUUCUACCCAGUUUCUAACGAUCAAGAGCGCGGCUACAGACGAAACGGUGCGCGUUAGCUACGUGUGGUUGCGUGAUCACUGUCGCUGCCGGGAAUGCUACAACGAAGCAACCUAUCAGCGAUCGUACUCGAUUCUGGAUCUCCCACUGGAUAUACAACCGCUUACGACCCACAUCAAUGAUCAAGAGAUCAUAAUAACGUGGAACGAUGGCCACCAAUCGUCGUAUAAUGUGGAGGAAAUCUUGGAGAACCGUAUCGAGGCGUACCAAAAAUGCCAGGAAGAACGGCGAGCGCAGAUGAUACUUUGGGAUCGCGAUGUCAUUACCGCCAAGCCUGUGGGCUAUGCCAGUGUUACGCUGAACGAUCUGCUAUGCGAGGAUGAGAUGAUGAAUCGUAUCGUAGCAAGUUUGGUGACGUACGGGUUUGCUUUCAUCACGAAGGUGCCGCCCAAUCAGCAGAGCACGGAAAUGGCCGUUAAGCGGCUGUUCCCGAUCCAGAAAACGUUGUUCGGUGAAAUGUGGACCUUCAGCGAGAGCAAGAUGGAUCACAGUGAUACGGCAUACACGAAUGGGUACCUCGGGCCACACAACGACAAUACGUACUUUAGUGAUGCGGCUGGUUUGCAGGUGCUGCACUGUAUCCAAUUCAACGGAGAGGGCGCCGAGACGAUGCUAGUGGAUGGCUUUCGGGCAGCAGAGCGGAUGCGGGAAGCCGAUGUGCAUGCCUUUGAGCGAUUGUGCUCGUAUCCGCUUGAGGCGGAGUAUAUCGAGGAAGAUAAACAUCAUCGACACGUGGCUCCGGUCAUACGAUGUAACAGCAUAACCCAAACCGUUGAACAGAUACGCUUCAAUCCGGCUGAUCGUGCUGCACUGAAAAGCAUUCCCUCGGAAUCCGUGCCCCAGUUCUAUGCCGAUUAUCAGCGGUUUGCGCGAGAGGUAUACAGCAAGGAACUGGAGUGGAAGUUUCAGCUCACACCCGGCACCGUACUCAUCUUCGACAAUUGGCGCUUACUACACGGACGGAUGGCUUACCGUGGGAAGCGCGUCAUGACGGGUUGCUACGUGGCACGCACCGAGUACCAAAGUGUGGCCCGAAAGAUGGGAUUAAUCGAGUAGUAGCCCUAGCGGAGAAGCAAUCUUAUUCUUAAAAUAAAGAAUACUUUUUUUUAUUGAAAA
Molecule: messenger RNA, 2458 nt
Organism: Anopheles darlingi
Lineage: Eukaryota; Metazoa; Arthropoda; Insecta; Diptera; Culicidae
Gene: Tmlh
Product: trimethyllysine dioxygenase, mitochondrial
Exons: 3
Coding region: 293-2398 (701 amino acids)
Biological process (GO): carnitine biosynthetic process
Cellular component (GO): mitochondrion
Molecular function (GO): iron ion binding; trimethyllysine dioxygenase activity
Source: RefSeq, a predicted model, not a curated record